This is a messenger RNA of Python bivittatus (Burmese python), 1605 nucleotides long. It is a transcript of the gene CHRNA2, whose product is annotated as cholinergic receptor nicotinic alpha 2 subunit. Gene Ontology annotation, molecular function: acetylcholine-gated monoatomic cation-selective channel activity; transmembrane signaling receptor activity. The record is from RefSeq and is a predicted model, not a curated record. Lineage: Eukaryota; Metazoa; Chordata; Lepidosauria; Squamata; Pythonidae. Gene Ontology annotation, cellular component: postsynaptic membrane. Gene Ontology annotation, biological process: monoatomic ion transmembrane transport.
GAGAAGAUGGAGCCAUUUAUGAAUGGAUUUCCAGCCUUCUGGAUCAUCCUAGCCUUUUGGUUUGUGUUGUCAGAUUCUGCAUCUGUCCAAGGCCGGACACAGACCCAGGCAGAAGAACGACUCUUCAGAUAUCUUUUCAAUGCUUACAACAGGUGGUCCAGGCCAGUCCCCAAUACCUCUGAUGUUGUUAUCGUCAGAUUUGGACUUUCCAUAGCUCAGCUAAUUGAUGUGGAUGAGAAGAACCAAAUGAUGACCACAAAUGUUUGGCUGAAGCAGGAAUGGAAUGACUACAAGCUACAGUGGAAUCCAACAGAUUUUGACAACGUUACUUCUAUCCGAGUACCUUCUGAGAUGAUUUGGAUCCCGGACAUUGUGCUGUAUAACAAUGCUGAUGGAGAGUUUGCUGUCACACAUAUGACAAAGGCUCACCUCUUCUCCAAUGGCAGUGUGAAGUGGGUGCCACCAGCCAUCUAUAAGAGUUCCUGCAGCAUUGAUGUAACCUUCUUCCCCUUUGACCAACAGAACUGCAAAAUGAAAUUUGGUUCAUGGACUUAUGACAAGGCCAAGAUUGACUUGGAGAGUAUGGAGCGCCAUGUGGACCUUAAGGACUACUGGGAAAGUGGGGAAUGGGCCAUUAUCAGUGCAGUGGGCACCUAUAACACCAAAAAAUAUGAUUGCUGCAGUGAGAUCUACCCUGAUAUCACUUAUAGCUUCAUCAUCCGUCGCUUGCCACUCUUCUACACCAUUAAUCUCAUUAUCCCUUGCCUCCUAAUUUCCUGUUUGACCGUGUUGGUCUUCUACCUGCCGUCCGACUGUGGUGAGAAGAUCACCUUGUGCAUCUCUGUCCUUCUGUCCCUCACUGUCUUUCUCCUACUUAUUACUGAAAUCAUUCCAUCCACUUCCCUAGUUAUUCCGCUGAUUGGUGAAUAUUUGCUUUUUACCAUGAUCUUUGUCACCCUCUCCAUUGUCAUCACAGUCUUUGUUCUCAAUGUCCAUCACCGCUCACCUAGUACUCACAAGAUGCCACACUGGGUCCAGACCGUUUUCCUGGAUUUCAUUCCCCGCUGGCUCUUCAUGAAACGUCCUCCAGUGAUAGCUUCAGGGUUGAGGGUGACUAGUGAAGAAGUAAUUGCGCAAUAUGACAUGCCUCCAGUAAAUCUUAGCACUUCUCGGUGUUGGCUGGAGACAGAUGUAGAUGACAGGUGGGAUGAAGAAGAGGAAAAUCAUGAGGAGAUGAUUCAUGCUGGCCGACUACCCCUCCAAAGCAUUUGUCAUCGCCAAUGCCUUCAAUAUCGCUACACCUGUGCUCGACAUCUGGGAAGAAGAUUUGUGGAACUGGUUCAGCAACCAGCCACUACCAAAGCAGAGAGUUCAGCCUCAUCUGAGCAAGGCAUCCAGCUGUCUCCAAGCAUCUUGAAGGCCCUGGAAGGGGUGCACUACAUAGCAAAUCACCUACGGGCUGAGGAUGCAGAUUUCUCGGUCAAAGAAGAUUGGAAAUAUGUUGCCAUGGUGAUUGACCGCAUCUUCCUCUGGAUGUUUAUCUUUGUCUGUUUGCUGGGGACGAUUGGACUUUUUCUUCCUCCAUUCCUGGCAGGCAUGAUCUAG